UUAACAUUUUUCUUUGACACGACUUCAAUUAAUUAGGGUCUGCUACAAAAACCUGUACUAAAAAUUAAGAAAAACAUAUUUUUCGGCGCGAAAAUUCAAAUUAAAACUGUACAUAUCACAUGCCCACUGCGUCUACGCAAAAGCAAGCUCUUGGCAAGCCUCGACAUAUCUGACAUGAAUCGUUUGUUGGAAGAAGUGGCGGUGCUUUGUGUUCGUUAAAGAGCUAUCAUAAUUAUUCGUUGCAAAAAGAUAAGGCGAGAUGAACUUCAGCCCGUUUGGCGUUCCUUUAUCUGCAGCAUUACCAGUAGCCACCCAAUUUUCUGGGGGUAAAAUUACCCAAAGUGUCACUACACCGAAUGGUCAAGUUGUUGGUCUUCUACAGGGCGGUGAGAAUGGCGUCCAUUUUAUUCGUCCAUUGGAUCCCAACGCCUUCACGCAACAGAAUCAGGGAACACAAAUCAUAACUCUACCUAUUACCAUGCCAGGGUCGAAACCUGGAGACCCUCAACAAACUGUCCAAAUCCAGGUGGUGAAUCCACAGCAAACUCAGGUUUCUCAAGCAAGUCCAGCCAGCUCUCCAAAGUAUCAAGUAUCUCAGAUACCUAUACAGGCUUUCAGUCAAGGAGCCACUGUACUUACCGUGGCGUAUAAUUCGAAUCAAGAAGGAAUUCAAAUUAUAAUGUUCAUAAAAGGAUUUUAA
Molecule: messenger RNA, 700 nt
Organism: Leptinotarsa decemlineata (Colorado potato beetle)
Lineage: Eukaryota; Metazoa; Arthropoda; Insecta; Coleoptera; Chrysomelidae
Source: RefSeq, a predicted model, not a curated record